This is a messenger RNA of Scutellospora calospora, 197 nucleotides long. NCBI's taxonomy places the organism in Eukaryota, Fungi, Glomeromycota, Glomeromycetes, Diversisporales, Gigasporaceae. The record is from the annotation of a GenBank genome assembly.
AUAAACCUAUACUUAGUAGAGCAAAGAACCAUGAAUCAAUUAAAACAUCAAAACUUUAUGGACCAUAUUUUCGUAGCGAUUUACUGAUGAGAAACAAUUUUGAUGAUAACGGGUGUUCUUGCUAUUGUUGGUACUACGAAAGACCAAUAAGAGAAUUGAACGAUGAUUUUUCAGUGGAAGAAUAUGAAGUUUUUAAG